This is a messenger RNA of Neomonachus schauinslandi (Hawaiian monk seal), 4318 nucleotides long. RefSeq names its product exportin 1 (gene XPO1). Gene Ontology annotation, cellular component: cytoplasm; nucleus. The coding region runs from base 189 to 3404 and encodes 1071 amino acids. Gene Ontology annotation, biological process: ribosomal large subunit export from nucleus; ribosomal small subunit export from nucleus; protein export from nucleus. Gene Ontology annotation, molecular function: nuclear export signal receptor activity; small GTPase binding. The record is from RefSeq and is a predicted model, not a curated record. The transcript has 25 exons. Lineage: Eukaryota; Metazoa; Chordata; Mammalia; Carnivora; Phocidae.
UGUCCCUGAAAUAGUAAAUAUUGUUGAGCUUUUUUUGCCCUUAUCUUCGUUUUUUUAAUUUCCUUUUUUAAGGUGGGAAAACUGUGAAACCCACCUUGAUUUCCUCCCCUCUCCCCCCUCCCCACCUUCCCUCGCCCUAAUCCCCCGACAAGGAAAGAAGCAGCAGUUGGUUCAGUCUCUGGUAAUCUAUGCCAGCAAUUAUGACAAUGUUAGCAGACCAUGCAGCUCGUCAGCUGCUCGAUUUCAGCCAAAAACUGGAUAUCAACCUUCUAGACAAUGUGGUGAAUUGCUUAUACCACGGAGAAGGAGCCCAGCAAAGAAUGGCUCAAGAAGUACUGACACAUUUAAAGGAGCAUCCUGAUGCAUGGACAAGAGUCGACACAAUUUUGGAAUUUUCACAGAAUAUGAACACGAAAUAUUAUGGACUACAAAUUUUGGAAAAUGUGAUAAAAACAAGGUGGAAGAUUCUUCCAAGGAACCAGUGUGAAGGAAUUAAAAAAUACGUUGUUGGCCUCAUUAUCAAGACGUCAUCUGACCCAACUUGUGUUGAGAAGGAAAAGGUGUAUAUUGGGAAAUUAAAUAUGAUUCUUGUUCAGAUACUAAAACAAGAAUGGCCAAAACACUGGCCAACUUUUAUCAGUGACAUUGUUGGAGCAAGUAGGACCAGUGAAAGUCUCUGUCAGAAUAAUAUGGUGAUUCUUAAACUCUUGAGUGAAGAAGUAUUUGAUUUCUCUAGUGGACAGAUAACUCAAGUGAAAGCUAAGCAUUUAAAAGACAGCAUGUGCAAUGAAUUCUCCCAAAUUUUUCAGCUGUGUCAGUUUGUGAUGGAAAAUUCCCAAAAUGCUCCACUUGUACAUGCAACUUUGGAAACAUUGCUCAGAUUUCUUAAUUGGAUUCCACUGGGAUAUAUUUUUGAGACCAAGUUAAUUAGCACAUUAAUUUAUAAGUUCCUGAAUGUUCCAAUGUUUCGAAAUGUCUCUCUGAAGUGCCUCACUGAGAUUGCUGGUGUGAGUGUAAGCCAAUAUGAGGAACAAUUUGUAACGCUAUUUACACUGACAAUGAUGCAGCUAAAACAGAUGCUUCCUUUAAAUACCAAUAUUCGACUUGCAUACUCAAAUGGAAAAGAUGAUGAACAGAACUUUAUUCAAAACCUCAGUUUGUUUCUCUGCACCUUUCUAAAGGAACAUGGUCAACUUAUAGAGAAAAGGUUAAAUCUCAGGGAAACACUUAUGGAGGCCCUUCAUUAUAUGUUGUUGGUAUCAGAAGUGGAGGAAACGGAAAUCUUCAAGAUUUGUCUUGAGUACUGGAAUCAUUUGGCAGCUGAACUCUAUAGAGAGAGCCCAUUCUCUACAUCUGCUUCUCCAUUGCUCUCUGGAAGUCAACAUUUUGAUGUUCCUCCCAGGAGACAGCUGUAUUUGCCCGUGUUAUCCAAGGUCCGUUUAUUGAUGGUUAGUCGUAUGGCUAAACCAGAAGAAGUAUUGGUUGUAGAAAAUGAUCAGGGAGAAGUUGUAAGAGAAUUCAUGAAGGAUACAGAUUCCAUUAAUUUGUAUAAGAAUAUGAGAGAAACAUUAGUUUAUCUUACUCAUCUGGAUUAUGUAGAUACAGAAAGAAUAAUGACUGAGAAGCUUCACAAUCAAGUGAAUGGUACAGAGUGGUCAUGGAAAAAUUUGAAUACAUUGUGUUGGGCAAUAGGCUCCAUUAGUGGAGCAAUGCAUGAAGAGGAUGAAAAACGCUUUCUUGUUACUGUUAUAAAGGAUCUAUUAGGAUUAUGUGAACAGAAAAGAGGCAAAGAUAAUAAAGCUAUUAUUGCAUCAAAUAUCAUGUACAUAGUAGGUCAAUAUCCAAGGUUUUUAAGAGCUCACUGGAAGUUUUUGAAGACUGUAGUUAACAAGUUGUUUGAAUUCAUGCAUGAGACCCAUGAUGGAGUCCAAGACAUGGCUUGUGAUACUUUCAUUAAAAUAGCUCAGAAAUGCCGCAGGCAUUUUGUUCAGGUUCAGGUUGGAGAGGUAAUGCCAUUUAUUGAUGAAAUUUUGAACAAUAUCAACACUAUAAUUUGUGAUCUUCAGCCUCAACAGGUACAUACAUUUUACGAAGCUGUGGGGUACAUGAUUGGUGCACAAACAGACCAAACAGUUCAAGAACAUUUGAUAGAAAAAUAUAUGCUACUCCCUAAUCAGGUUUGGGAUAGCAUAAUCCAGCAGGCAACCAAAAAUGUGGAUAUACUUAAAGAUCCUGAAACAGUUAAGCAGCUCGGUAGUAUAUUGAAAACAAAUGUUAGAGCCUGCAAAGCUGUCGGACAUCCCUUUGUAAUUCAGCUUGGGAGAAUUUAUUUAGAUAUGCUUAAUGUAUACAAGUGCCUCAGUGAAAAUAUUUCAGCAGCUAUCCAAGCUAAUGGUGAGAUGGUUACAAAGCAACCAUUGAUUAGAAGUAUGCGAACAGUAAAAAGGGAAACCUUAAAGUUAAUAUCUGGUUGGGUGAGCCGGUCCAAUGAUCCACAGAUGGUAGCUGAAAAUUUUGUUCCUCCUCUAUUGGAUGCAGUUCUCAUUGAUUAUCAGAGAAAUGUCCCAGCUGCUAGAGAACCAGAAGUGCUUAGUACUAUGGCUAUUAUUGUCAACAAGUUAGGAGGACAUAUAACAGCUGAAAUACCUCAAAUAUUUGAUGCUGUUUUUGAAUGCACAUUGAAUAUGAUAAAUAAGGACUUUGAAGAAUAUCCUGAACACAGAACGAACUUUUUCUUACUACUUCAGGCUGUCAAUUCUCAUUGUUUCCCAGCAUUCCUGGCUAUACCACCUGCACAGUUUAAACUUGUUUUGGAUUCCAUUAUUUGGGCUUUCAAACAUACUAUGAGGAACGUUGCAGAUACAGGCUUACAGAUACUUUUUACACUCUUACAAAAUGUUGCACAAGAAGAAGCUGCAGCUCAGAGUUUCUAUCAAACUUAUUUUUGUGAUAUUCUUCAGCAUAUCUUUUCUGUUGUGACAGACACCUCACAUACUGCUGGUUUGACAAUGCAUGCGUCAAUACUUGCAUAUAUGUUUAAUUUGGUUGAAGAAGGAAAAAUAAGUACACCGUUAAAUCCUGGAAAUCCAGUUAACAACCAGAUGUUCAUUCAGGAAUAUGUGGCAAAUCUCCUUAAAUCUGCAUUCCCUCAUCUUCAAGAUGCUCAAGUAAAGCUCUUUGUGACAGGGCUCUUCAGCUUAAAUCAGGAUAUUCCUGCUUUCAAGGAGCAUCUUAGGGAUUUCCUAGUACAAAUAAAGGAGUUUGCAGGUGAAGAUACAUCUGAUCUGUUUUUGGAAGAGAGAGAAACAGCCCUUCGACAGGCUCAGGAAGAGAAACAUAAACUUCAAAUGUCUGUCCCUGGCAUCCUUAAUCCACAUGAAAUUCCAGAAGAAAUGUGUGAUUAAAAUCGGAAGUCAUGCUGGGUUUUUUUGUUAUUGUUGUUGGGUUCCUCCCCACCCCCCCGCAACUCUUGUUAGCAGAAGAAAACAGCAUCUGGAUAUUUGUCGACCAAAAUGAUGCCAAUUUGUAAAUUAAAAUGUCACCUAGUGGCCCUUUUUCUUAUGUGUUUUUUGUAUAAGAAAUUUUCUGUGAAAUAUCCUUCCAUUGUUUAAGCUUUUGUUUUGGUCAUCUUUAUUUAGUUUGCAUGAAGUUUAAAAUUAAGGCAUUUUUAAAAAUUUUACUUCAUGCCCAUUUUGUGGCUGGGACGGGGGGAGGAGGCAAAUUCAAUUUGAACAUAUACUUGUAAAUUCUAAUGCAAAAUUACACAAUUUUCCUGUAAACAAUACCAAUUUUUAAUUAGGGAGCAUUUUCUUUCUAGCCUGUAUUUCAGUCUAGAAGAAAAGGUAAUGAGUAAAACAAAUUGCGUUAAGAGGAUUCUAGUGCUGCAUUGUCUAAAGUUAGCACCUCUUGGACUGAAUCGUUUGUCUAGACUACAUGUAUUACGAGUCUGUAUGGCAAGUUUGCAGCAAGAUCAUGUGCAUAUCAUCCCAUUGUAAAGCGACUUCAAAAAAUAUGGGAACACAGUUAGUUAUUUUUACACAGUUCUUUUUGUUUGUGUGUGUGUGCUGUCGCUUGUCGACAACAGCUUUUUGUUUUCCUCAAUGAGGAGUGUUGCUCAUUUGUGAGCCUUCAUUAACUCGAAGUGAAAUGGUUAAAAAUAUUUAUCCUGUUAGAAUAGGCUGCAUCUUUUUAACAACUCAUUAAAAAACAAAACAAAACUCUGGCUUUUGAGAUGACUUAUACUAAUUUACAUUGUUUACCAAGCUGUAGUGCUUUAAGAACACUACUUAAAAAGCAAAAUAAACUUGGUUUACAUUUA